Messenger RNA from Calidris pugnax (ruff), 1616 nucleotides. RefSeq names its product nucleus accumbens-associated protein 1-like. Gene Ontology annotation, molecular function: RNA polymerase II cis-regulatory region sequence-specific DNA binding; protein binding; DNA-binding transcription factor activity, RNA polymerase II-specific. Gene Ontology annotation, biological process: regulation of transcription by RNA polymerase II. The transcript has 6 exons. The coding region runs from base 15 to 1520 and encodes 501 amino acids. NCBI's taxonomy places the organism in Eukaryota, Metazoa, Chordata, Aves, Charadriiformes, Scolopacidae. The record is from RefSeq and is a predicted model, not a curated record.
CCUCGGCUCCCGCCAUGGCUCAGACGCUGCAGAUGGAGAUCCCCAAUUUCGGGAACAGCAUCCUGGAGUGCCUGAACGAGCAGCGGCUGCAGGGGCUGUACUGCGACGUCUCGGUGGUGGUGAAGGGCCACGCGUUCAAGGCUCACCGGGCCGUGCUGGCCGCCAGCAGCUCCUACUUCCGAGACCUCUUCAACAGCAGCAAGAGCGCGGUGGUGGAGCUGCCGGCUGCCGUCCAGCCCCAAUCCUUCCAGCAGAUCCUCAGCUUCUGCUACACGGGGCGCCUCAGCAUGAACAUGGGCGACCAGUUCCUCCUGAUGUACACGGCCGGUUUCUUGCAGAUCCAGGAGAUCAUGGAGAAGGGGACUGAGUUCUUCCUCAAGGUCAGCUCGCCCAGCUGCGACUCGCAAGGGCUGCACGGCGAGGAGGCGCCUUCCUCCGAGCCCCAGAGCCCCGUGGCCCAAACUUCGGGGUGGCCCUCGGGGGCGGCCGCCUUGCCCUUGGUCUCGCGGGUGAAGACGGAGCAGGGGGAGCCCGACGGGGUGCAGUGCACCUUCGUGGUCAAGCGCCUCUGGGAUGGUGGCUCCAAGGACGGCGCCGCCGGCGGCAACGGCAGCCGCAAGAUGGCCAAAUUCUCCGCCACCGAGCCGGGACGCCAGGCACAGCCCCCCGCUUUGGCGGCGUCGGCGGCCCCCGGCCCCAGCGCGGCCGAUCAGACCAGCCCCGGAGGCACCUCCAGCGCCUACACGAGCGACAGCCCCGGCUCCUUCCACAACGAGGAGGACGAGGAGGAGGACGGGGGCGAGGAAGGCUCGGACGAGCAGUACCGCCAGAUCUGCAACAUGUACACCAUGUACAGCAUGAUGAACGUGGGGCAGGCAGCCGUGGAGAAGGUGGAGGCUCUGCCGGACCAGGCCAGCUCGGAGUCGCGGACCCGGGUGCGUGUGCGGCAGGACCUGGCCUCGCUGCCGGCCGAGCUCAUCAGCCAGAUCGGGAACCGCUGCCACCCCAAGCUCUACGACGAGGGGGACCCCGCCGAGAAGCUGGAGCUUGUCACGGGCACCAACGUCUACAUCACGCGGGCGCAGCUGAUGAACUGCCACGUCAGCGCGGGGACGCGGCACAAAGUCCUCCUGCGGCGGCUCCUGGCCUCCUUCUUCGACCGCAACACCCUGGCCAACAGCUGCGGCACCGGCAUCCGCUCCUCCAGCAACAACCCCAGCAGGAAGCCCCUGGACAGCCGGGUCCUGCACGCUGUCAAGUUUUACUGCCAGAACUUCGCCCCCAACUUCAAGGAGAGCGAGAUGAACGCCAUCGCGGCCGACAUGUGCACCAACGCGCGGCGCGUGGUGCGCAAGAGCUGGAUGCCCAAGGUGAAGCUGGUGAUGGCCGAGGGCGACUCCUACACCUCCUUCAUCAACGACAUGGGCAAGCUGGAGCCCGACAUCAUGGGCCCCGAGCCCCCCUUCGAGCCCCCCGGCCACGAGGGUGAGGCGGGGACCCCCGGGGAGGGCCUGCAGUGACCCCCCCCUUGAGCUCCCCCCCUCCUUUCUUCCCUGGGCCAACCCCCCCAAUCCUGGGUAGGGACCCCCUCCUGCAAGGGCCCUGUGGAUGGGUAG